AACACCGCCGCCGUCGAGGAAAUCGUUCUGCUUCGUUGUCUGAUUCCGGCGUAUCGUAAAUGGUUUCCGAUUGUUUUUUGUCCAAUAAAAAAAUGUACAGUUUGUAAAUAAUUAUAUUGUUGUUCAAAAAACUAUAUCAAGUUAAAGAAAACAUUGGAAAACACAAAGUUCGCUGAAAGCCUAUUGUUAAAAGUGUCGGGAAAGACGACGCUGCAAUUGACAGUUUGAGGUUAUGCUGAAAAAAGCUAUAUCAGACGGUGAAAAGUGAGAGAGAAAAGAAGACAACUGAGAACUGUCAACAUCGGUAGCUUGGGAGAAACGUAUUAAAAUGAAUUUACCACCAGCAGCUGGUGCUCCUCCUGCUUUGGGCGGUAUGGCAUUUCCACCUGUAGUUCCUCAGUUCAAUAUACCUCCACCUGGAUUUGGAGCUCCUCCACCAGCUGAAUUGGCUGCUGCAUUUGGUUCAGCCCCGCCAAAUACUGAAUGGACAGAACACAAGGCUCCCGAUGGCAGACCCUAUUACUACAACAACAUUACCAAGCAAAGUUCCUGGGAGAAGCCAGAGGUUUUAAUGACACCGGCAGAACGCUUGAAGCAUCAGUGUCCAUGGAAGGAGUAUCGCUCGGAUGCAGGGAAAGUCUACUAUCACAAUGUAACCACCAAAGAAUCUAGAUGGGAUCCGCCGCCAGAAUUUUUAGAUAUGCAGGCAAAAGUAAAAGCUGAAGAAGCUGCUGCAGCAGCAAAAGCGGUUGCUGCUAUGACUUCUUCCAGCUUGGCCGGAAUUGUCCCACCCGCAGCACUAGCUAGUAUAUUGCCUGCCACCCUACCAACCGUAGCAAAGAUUCAUACACCCGAUAUUCAUUCGCCCUUAACCCCAGGUAGUAACGAGAAUUCCUCGUCUGCUUUGGACCAAGCUAUGGCGGCAACUUUGGCUGCCAUUGAAAUUCCAACCUCCAACAAAGAGGAUAAAGAAAAUAAGAAAGAAUCAUCAGAUGAUAACAAAAUUGUGUUUAAAGACAAGAAAGAAGCCAUUGAAGCAUUUAAGGAGCUCUUAAAAGAGAAGAAUGUUCCCUCCAACGCCAACUGGGAUCAAUGUGUCAAAAUUCUUUCAAAGGAUCCCCGCUAUAACUCUUUUAAAAAUCUAAAUGAAAAGAAACAGACAUUCAAUGCCUACAAAACUCAAAAACUAAAAGAUGAGAAAGAGGAGGCAAGACUUAAAGCUAAGAAGGCCAAAGAGGAUUUGGAAAAGUUUCUCAUGACCAGUGAUAAAAUGAACUCAACAUUAAGAUACUAUAAGUGUGAAGAGUUGUUCGCCAGCAAUAGAAUUUGGACAUCAGUACCAGAGCCAGAUCGAAGGGAUAUUUAUGAGGAUUGCAUUUUUAAUUUGGCAAAACGUGAAAAGGAGGAGGCUCGGAUGAUGAAAAAGAGAAACAUGAAAGUGCUGGGAGAGCUUCUGGAAUCUAUGACCUCUAUAACAUAUUCAACCACGUGGGCUGAAGCCCAAGUAAUGCUUCUGGAGAACUCUGCUUUUAAGAAUGACGUAAAUCUACUAGGUAUGGACAAAGAGGAUGCUCUCAUAGUUUUUGAGGAACACAUACGCACACUUGAACGUGAAGAGGAUGAAGACAAAGAAAGGGAAAAGAAGAGACAAAAGAGGCAGCAACGCAAGAACAGAGACAACUUCUUAACACUCCUAGAUUCCCUACAUGAGGAAGGGAAGCUAACUUCAAUGUCGUUAUGGGUGGAACUUUACCCAAUAAUUUCCGCUGACAUUCGAUUUUCUGCAAUGUUAGGUCAACCAGGCUCAACGCCAUUAGAUCUAUUUAAAUUUUAUGUAGAAGACUUGAAAGCAAGGUAUCACGAUGAAAAGAAAAUCAUCAAGGAAAUACUUAAAGAGAAACAGUUCGUUGUUAAGGCCAAUACUACAUUCGAGGACUUUGCUACUGUUGUGUGUGAAGAUAAAAGGUCGGCUACUUUAGACGCGGGCAAUGUUAAACUAACAUACAACUCAUUGCUUGAAAAGGCCGAGGCAUUGGAAAAGGAACGUUUGAAAGAAGAAACCAAGCGUCUGCGAAAAUUGGAGAAUGAAAUCAAGGCUGCAUGGUUGGAAGCGAACGUAUCGCCACAUGAACCAUUCGAUUCUGCGCAAAAGCUUGUGGAGCAUUUAGAAGCCUAUGCUAUUUAUGAAAAAGAGCUUGGAGUACGAAAGAUUUGGGACGACUUUGUUAGAGAAAGUGAAGAUGCAUGCACACACCAUCAUUCGCGGUCGAAGAAAUCUAAAAAGAAUAAGAAACACAAAAAACGUUUAAGAUCCAGUUCUAGAUCUGAUAUUGAAAACGAUCCUGCCGAGAUUGAGAGACCACGCAAAAGAAAAUCACGAUCCAGAUCGAUAUCAGUUAGUUCGAGUGUGAGCCUUGAUAGCAUAGACAGGGUUUCCAAGAAGAAGAAAAAGAAGAAGAACAAGAAAUCUUCCAGAGACUCAUCAUGUGAAUCAGAACGCGCUAACUCCAUAAACGGUUCUCCGACCACAUUGGCCAUUGAAGAACUCUUGGCAUCGCAGCCCAAGAAAAAGAAGAAAGAAAAAAAGAAUAAAAAAGACAAGGAACGCAAACAUCACCACGACAAACAACGGUCGGUGACACCUCUUAGUCCCGCUGCCAGCAACCGGUCUCAUAGUUCGCGAAAUGACGAACAGGCGCUUAGUGAAACAGAGUUGGAGUCGAAACGUGCCGCUCUGUUAGCCCAAUUGAACGAACAAAUGGAAGAAUGAUUAGGAUUGAUCGUCUAGUAAAUAUUUAAAUAAGUACGCUAUAAUGAGGAUACAGAACAAUGCCGCAUCAGAUGUAUGUUUCACAUCAAUAUCAUUUUCGAACAUUGAAUAUUAGUUUGCUUUCCAAACAUUUCUAGUUUCGUACUGUAAUCACGUAAUUUAUGGUUCUUUUUACCGAAUAUUAAAUGCGGUAAGUUUGGACAUGAUUAUUUUAGAUUAUUUUUUAUAAAAUCAAGAAUUAAACUUUUUUUAAGUAUAUGACAUCGGUAUUGAGUCACAGCGUUAUGAACUAAGUAUUCAUAAACCUUUAAAUAAAUCUAAAUAUAAUCAAAAAACUAAAUACAUUAA
Molecule: messenger RNA, 3118 nt
Organism: Musca domestica (house fly)
Lineage: Eukaryota; Metazoa; Arthropoda; Insecta; Diptera; Muscidae
Product: pre-mRNA-processing factor 40 homolog A
Exons: 6
Coding region: 329-2770 (813 amino acids)
Biological process (GO): mRNA cis splicing, via spliceosome
Cellular component (GO): U2-type prespliceosome; U1 snRNP
Molecular function (GO): RNA binding; protein binding
Source: RefSeq, a predicted model, not a curated record